Rhagoletis pomonella (apple maggot) is the source of this 5016-nucleotide messenger RNA. Its product is annotated as neuroglian. NCBI's taxonomy places the organism in Eukaryota, Metazoa, Arthropoda, Insecta, Diptera, Tephritidae. Gene Ontology annotation, cellular component: axon; plasma membrane. Gene Ontology annotation, biological process: cell-cell adhesion; axon guidance. Bases 317 to 4021 code for a protein of 1234 amino acids. The record is from RefSeq and is a predicted model, not a curated record. The transcript has 8 exons. Gene Ontology annotation, molecular function: protein binding.
GUAUAAUUUUCAAAUUUAUUAAAAUUGCAUAAGUGUAAAGUUAUUCCCAAGCAUACUCAUUUAGUGCAUAUAGCACUUAGACGAAUUGAAUUAGAUUUGUGUGUAUUUGUGCAUACACUACAACAAAUGUCGUCCAUAUUCCUCACGUAAUCACAUAUUUGCAUAGACUGAACAUUCCAGACAACGCUCUCUUUCUGUAGAAGGAGAGCUUCGACAAAUAAACCACAACUCAAACAAGGAAUAUCAACAGCAUCCUGCUCGUAUUGCGUGCAGGAAUAAAAUACGUACACAUACCAACACACCAGACACAUCCAGGAUGGGGCGGCUGUCACAAACGCUGGCCGUCCUGCUGCUGGUGGCCGUUUUAGGCUCUUCAACUGCCGAGAUAAAUUCACCGCCUCGCAUCAUCAAACAACCGCCAACAGAUGAGCUGCUUUUCAAAGUCGCAGUACAAAAUAAGGAAAGUGAUAAACCAUUCAUCAUCGAAUGUGAAGCUGAAGGAAAACCAGAUCCAAGCUACCGAUGGGUCAAGAACGGCAAGAAAUUCGAUUGGCAAGCUUACGACAAUCGCAUGCUGCAGCAGCCCGGUCGGGGUACGCUCGUAAUCACGUCACCCAAGGACGAAGAUAUGGGUCAGUAUCAGUGUUUCGCUGAAAACGAAUUCGGUACAGCCACAUCGAACUCUGUGUUUGUGCGUAAAGCCGAACUGAAUGCAUUCAAAGAUGAGGUGGCGAAAACGAUUGAAACAAACGAAGGUGAACCGUUCUCACUGAGUUGUGAAGCACCGGAUGGUUGGCCCAAGCCCAUUGUGAACUGGCUGAUACAACAUUCAUUGGAUGGCACCAUUAAAUCGAUAAACGAUUCGCGCAUGACACUCGAUCCCGAAGGCACACUCUGGUUCUCGAAUGUAACACGUGGAGAUGCCUCUGACGAUUUCUUCUAUGCCUGUUCGGCUACCUCGGUAUUCCGUAAUGAAUACAAAAUCGGCAAUAAAGUACUAUUGGAUGUGAAACAGACCGGCAUCAGUGCCGCACAGAACAAACAACCACCAAAGAGGCAAUACGUGACGCGCAAGAACGAAGUGGCGUUACGUGGUAAACGCGUUGAGCUUUAUUGUAUUUUUGGUGGCACCCCGCUACCGCAAACGGUGUGGUCCAAGAAUGGCGCACCCAUACAGUGGAGUGAUAGAGUAACGCAGGGUCAUUACGGUAAAUCGCUGGUCUUCAGGCAGGCAAGUUUCGACGAUGAGGGCACCUACACGUGCGACGUUUCUAACGGUGUUGGCAAUGCACAAUCAUACUCCAUUAAUUUGAAAAUUUGGGCCACACCAUAUUUCACCAAAGAACCAGAGAUCCAGAAUGCCGCCGAAGAUGAAUCAGUCGAAUUUGAGUGCGCGGCUGCCGGUAAUCCCGAACCCACUAUUCAAUGGAUUCACAAUGGCAAACCGAUUGCACAAGCACCACCCAAUCCACGCCGUACUGUACAGAGUAAUCGCAUUAUCAUACGCGAUCUCGUCAAGGCCGAUACCGGAAAUUAUGGCUGUAACGCUACCAACUCGCUUGGCUAUGUCUACAAGGAUGUGUACCUAAACGUGUUGGCACUACCACCAGAGAUCCAGGAAGCGCCGCGUAAGGAAGCAACAGUCGAUGGCAAGAACGUUACAUUGCGUUGUCGCGUCUUUGGUGCACCCAAACCACAAGUCAAAUGGAUACACAACCAUCAGGAGUUGACCGGUGGACGUUACAACACACUACCCUCGGGAGAUUUGGAGAUCCAAGAAGUUGCAUUCAGCGAUGAGGGCGACUACACUUGCUUUGCCACUAACAAAUUCGGCAGCAAAUCGGCGAAUGGAUCGUUGACAGUCAUGAAGCGCACAAGCAUCAUUCACGAGCCACAGAAUUAUGAGGUUGCCGCUGGAAAAUCGGCGACAUUCCGUUGUAAUGAGGAGCAUGACGAAAAACUAGAUCUGGAGAUUGAAUGGUGGAAAGACGGCCAACCCAUUGAUUUCGAAUCGGAGGCACGUUUUGUUAAGACCAAUGACAAUUCGUUGACCAUACCCAAGACUGUUGAAUUGGAUUCGGGCGAGUACACUUGUGUAGCGCGCACACAGUUGGAUGAAGCUUCAGCUAAAGCCAAUCUCAUAGUACAGGACGUUCCAAACGCGCCACGCCUAGUCGGUAUCGUAUGCAUGGCUAAUAGGAUAAAAGUCACCUGGGAGCCACAGGGUGACAAUCGUUCACCAAUUCUAUACUACACCCUCGAAUUCAAUACUUCCUUCACGCCCGACUCUUGGGAUAUCUCGUAUGAGAAGGUUCCCUCCACCGAGGUUGCAUUUGUCGUUGAUUUAACACCCUGGGCAAACUACACCUUCCGUGUGAAAGCCAUCAACAAAAUCGGACCGUCGCCGCCAUCUGAGAACAGUGAAGUAUGCACAACGCCAGCAGAUGUGCCCUACAAGAACCCGGACAAUGUUCAAGGCAUGGGAACUGAGCCCAAUAACUUGGUUAUAUCAUGGACUCCAAUGCCAGAGAUUGAUCACAAUGCACCGGACUUCCAUUACCGCCUCUCAUGGAAACGCGAUAUACCUGCAGCCUCCUGGGAGAGUAGAGACAUCUACGAUUGGCGGCAGAGUAAUAUGGUAAUACCAGAUCAGCCAACCUAUGUACCAUACCUGAUCAAAGUAGUGGCUAUAAAUCAAAAAGGUGAAGCAAAUGUGGCGCCCACAGAAGUUGUAGGCUAUUCAGGCGAAGAUCGUCCCUUGGAAGCUCCCACUAACUUCAGUAUGGUUCAAGUCACAGCCGCUACCACAGCUAUGCUGCGCUGGAAUCACGUCAGCCCCGAAUCAGUACGUGGUCGCUUCAAGGGCUACAAAAUCCAAACUUGGACCGAGAAGGAGGGUGAGGAAGCGCUGCGCGAAAUACACGUUGAUGCGAUUUCCGAUCAGGCGCUCGUGACACAAUUCAAACCCGACUCGAAGAACUUUGCGCGUGUGCUCGCCUACAAUGGACGCUUUAAUGGCCCACCAAGUGUGGUCAUCGACUUUGAUACACCGGAAGGUGUGCCAUCACCAGUACAAUCAUUGGAUGCCUACCCGCUGGGUUCAUCUGCCUUCUGGUUGACAUGGAAGAAACCAUUGCAACCAAAUGGUAAAUUGACCGGCUACAAAAUCUACUAUGAAGAAGUGAAGGGAAGCUAUGUAAGCGAGCGACGUGAACUCGAACCGCACAUUACCGAUCCACGACAGACGAGCACCAAAAUGGCUGGUUUGCAUCCAAAUACUAAGUAUAGAAUUUCCAUAACGGCGACAACAAAAAUGGGCGAGGGAUCAGAGCACUUUAUUGAGAAACGUACAUUACCCGAGGACUCACAGAAGCCAGCCGUACCUGCAUUCGCUUGGGAGCAAUUACCAUCCGAUAAUGGUUUUGCUAAAUAUCGCAUAAACUGGCAUCCCAGUACCGAAGGACAUGCGGGCACACACUUCUACACACAGUACAGAAUCAAAGGUGAGCCCAACUUCGUUAAAGUGGAUCCAGAAUUUACUAGAGACUUCCAAGAGAUCGCUGGUCUUGACCCCGACAAUGUUUACGAAUUCCGUGUGGUCGCAGUUGAUGGACUCCACGAAACACCCAGUGAACUAAGAGAAAUCGUUGUUGAAGGACCUACUAAAGUGCCCAAUCAGAAUGUGGCAAAUGCUGGCUGGUUCAUUGGCAUGAUGUUGGCUUUGGCUUUCAUUAUUAUACUUUUCAUUAUUAUUUGCAUAAUACGACGCAAUCGUGGUGGCAAAUAUGAUGUACAUGAUCGUGAAUUGGCGAACGGCCGUCGUGACUAUCCGGACGAAGGUGGAUUCCAUGAAUACUCACAGCCUUUGGAUAACAAGAGCGCUGGUCGCCAAUCGGUUAGUUCGGCGAACAAGCCAGGUGUGGAAAGUGAUACCGAUUCCAUGGCUGAAUAUGGUGAUGGUGAUACAGGUUUAAAUGAAGAUGGCUCAUUUAUUGGUCAAUAUGGACGUAAAGGACUUUGAUUGCAAUCAGAGUUCUAAUUUUUACAUCUUUCCUGUUAUCGUAUCCGUCAACACAAGCCACUUGAGAAAGAGCAUCAGCAUUCACGAAAACUACACGAACAACAACAAUAAACUAAAUACACCUUUUCUUGACUACUGCCAAAUAGCAUCCAGCCAUUAGCGAAAAAAAAUAAGAAAGUUGUAAAAGAACUCAACGAUGCAGCUCAGAAAAAAAAAAUUAACGCACAAAACUGUUAAGCCAGCUAUUUUGUAUUAUAUUAAUUAAUCCACGUUAAUUGCAAAAUCGAAAAAAGUUAUUUGAUUUUAUGGCAAGCUAUAUGUUUUAAUCCCAUCCAUAUGCCUGCACAUUGAACCCAAUCAAACACAAACACACUUGCGAUCGCGCAAGCCCAGCUAGAAUGCGGCGCAAGCACCGAUUGACAAGCUGUGUGCAUACGCGUGCAGAUAAAUAUUUAAAGCUCUCUUUGUAUUUUUUUAAAUAAGUGUAGUUUAAAAUGUGUUUUAUAAAAGAAAAGAAACUGUAAAAUUUUAUGUUUAUGAUUGCUUUUAUACUGUACGUACAAUAUUAUAAUUUAUUUUUUAUUAUUAUUAUUUUUUUUUAUUGUAACUAUUCUUAAAAUGUAUUGCACUUUUAAUAAUGACUUCUUAUGUGUUUUUAUUUUAUUUUUUUUAUUUACUUUUUACUUUUUGUGUUUAGUAUUUAGUAACCCUUGCAUAACUGUAUACUACUCUCAUUUAUUUUUUACUCUCUUUUUUAUUUUAUUUUAUAUGCUUAAAUAUAGUGUUUUUAAUGGAUAAUUUUUAGCAAUAAUGUUAAAGUAAAAGAAAAAAAUUCAAAAACAAUCGAAUCGUUUCUUAAUAAUAAUGUAAAUUAAAACUAUCAACAACAAGUAAGAAGAGAAACAAAAAAACAUAGUAUACAUGUAAAGCUAAGCUAUUUGUGUACCUACCAUUUUCGUAUAAAAGAUAAAACAAACACUUAAUAUGAAAAUGAA